AUGGCAACUCCUGUCUUCCAGAAACUACCCCGACAGCCGAAACGGGUCAUUUUACAGCUCCGUGUGGACCAGUUCAUUGAUUUCCUGCAAAGUGAUUUCGAACAGGCCAUUGAGAAAUACCUUGUUGUAUCUGGGCGAUCCAUGAGUGAGCUACGCUUGGGACGGCAUUUCAUUCAUAUAGAGCCGUUCCAGAGUGACAAUGUGCCUCAGAGAUACUUCCAUAUUGUUCUCGAUCUGGAGCAAAGCCACGGCCCCGUCGCUUUUUGCACGUUACCACAUGAGCUAUUUCAUAUUCGCCGGGCCGGCAAAGGAAUGUAA
This is a messenger RNA of Aspergillus bombycis, 318 nucleotides long. RefSeq lists its product as uncharacterized. The record is from RefSeq and is a predicted model, not a curated record. Bases 1 to 318 code for a protein of 105 amino acids. NCBI's taxonomy places the organism in Eukaryota, Fungi, Ascomycota, Eurotiomycetes, Eurotiales, Aspergillaceae. The transcript has a single exon.